GUUUGACCGCUCUUUUGUGCGGUUGGUUUUCAAUAAAUUUAGUUAUUAUCAUAAUCCUGGUGCAUUUUAAACAGUAAAACGGCUCAGAAUGUCCGUGUGCCGACUGUGUGCGGCGGUCGUUGCCGAGUGUACGUCGAUUUUCUCCCGGAGACAGGAGAAAACCGUCGCCGAAAUGGUGCUGCAGGUGGCGUCCGUUGCGAUUCCUGUAGACGACCCGCACUCCACGCUGGUUUGCCCGGACUGUAUCGAGCUGACCUUGGACGCCUUCAACUACGUCGAGCGGGUGCGGGAAACGGAACAUCGGUUCAAGGAAGAGCUUCGUCCGGCUGAAGAAAUGGUGGAGUACGUGGAGAGUGAGAAUGAGGCCGAACAGGUUGAGGUAUUGGACGUUAUGGACGCGGAGGGUGUGGAAUUGACAGAGCACAAAGACACCCAGAUAGAGGCGGAAACAUUCGACGUGUUGCUUGAUCUGGAAGAUGAGACGAUGGAAGUUCUGGAGGGCGAUCCGGAGGAUGUUUCUAGGGAACUGUUUAGUCUUUUUGUGGAGUCAAUCCAUAAGGAAGGUUCGGAGAAAUGGUACAAACUGAGACGAGAUCCGGACUUUACGGAUGUGUUAAGUAACACACUUCUCGAUCUGUUAGAGGAAGAGGAAAGUUUGGAUGAAGAAGAGCCUUCCGAUGAAGAUGGCCAAAUUGCGCGUUGCUGUAAUAGUAACUGCAAGAUGGUCUUCCGCUCACGUAAAGAACUGGUCGGGCAUGGACCUAAAACUCACAAGGCCGAACGCUUCCAAGAUUCCAGUUCAUUCGAGUGUCACGUUUGCUACCAGCGAUUUGAAACACGCCAAGCUUUGCUUACACAUCUGCGCCGACUGAUCCGAGAUUACCGGUGUCAAUUCUGUGGCGUUUACUUCAACUCACCAGCAGAUAAGACCGUCCACGUGAACACUAGCCACGUCGAAAGCAAAACCACAACACGUCGUACUCGCAUCGAGGAACAACCCGUCAAAAUCUGCUGUGGUUGCGAGGCCACCUUCGAAUCGAUGGAGGAACUCUUCCAGCACGGCGUUGAUGUCCACCAGUCGCAGCAGCCUCCAAACGAGAACCUUGAUCGUGAGCAUCAGUGCAACAUUUGCUUCAAAUACUUCAAAAACAAAUCAGGCGUUCGGACGCACCAAGUGCUCGUGUACAAACCGAAAGCCUACUCCUGUGGAACCUGCGGCAAAGCGUUCGAAUGUGCCUCGAAGCUUUCAACGCACGAAACGAUCCACAUAACUGAGCGCAACUAUGCGUGCGAAACGUGCGGUGGAACUUUCAGAACGGCCGCCGACCUUCGCGGACACCAGCGAGUGCACCAGGAGCGUAAUCUCGUCUGCUCAACGUGCGGAGCUCGCUUUCACAAGCCGGCCCAUCUUCGAUCGCACCUUAAAACACACGACGCAAACGCCUACGAGUAUACCUGCAGCUUCUGUUCGAAGCAGUUCAAGGAGAAGUCAAACUGGAAGGUGCACCUGAAAGUUCACACCGGCGAGAAGCAGUACCAGUGCCAGUUCUGUACGAAAGUGUUCCGAUACGCAACGGACCGGAAGCGCCACGAGAUGAGCCACACUGGAAACUAUCCGCACGGGUGUAAAAUUUGCGGGAAGGCUUUCGCACGACCGGUUCAGCUGCAGUCACAUAUCAGGGUGUGUGAAAAGCGUGAAAAAUAA
Messenger RNA from Culex pipiens pallens (northern house mosquito), 1705 nucleotides. Its product is annotated as zinc finger protein 557-like. Gene Ontology annotation, molecular function: zinc ion binding; RNA polymerase II cis-regulatory region sequence-specific DNA binding; DNA-binding transcription factor activity. Gene Ontology annotation, cellular component: nucleus. Gene Ontology annotation, biological process: regulation of transcription by RNA polymerase II. The record is from RefSeq and is a predicted model, not a curated record. The coding region runs from base 89 to 1705 and encodes 538 amino acids. The transcript is spliced from 2 exons. Lineage: Eukaryota; Metazoa; Arthropoda; Insecta; Diptera; Culicidae.